Molecule: messenger RNA, 993 nt
Organism: Lactuca virosa
Lineage: Eukaryota; Viridiplantae; Streptophyta; Magnoliopsida; Asterales; Asteraceae
Source: the annotation of a GenBank genome assembly
ACAAAAUCCAAACCACCACCGCCCCAACCACCACAACCACAGCUUACGACGACCACCACCCAUCCACUACGCAUACAAUCAAACCCCUCGCGAUCGUCACUUCCAACCACCGCCUCCACUUCCACCUUCACCGGCGCCGGUCACUGGUAAGAACAAAAGAUGUUCAGGGAUGAGUCGGCAUGCAAUACAUACAACUAUGGCGACUCCGUUUACUGGGAUGCUCGAUACAUUCAUGAAGCAUCCGCUGGUUCAUUCGAUUGGUAUCAGCGUUAUCAUGCCCUUCGUCCUUUUGUUCGAAAAUACAUUCCUACCUCUUCUCGCGUGCUUAUGGUUGGUUGCGGCAAUGCAGUUAUGUCAGAGGACAUGGUGAAGGAUGGAUAUGAAAACAUCAUGAAUGUUGACAUUUCAUGUGUAGCUAUUGAAAUGAUGCGAAGGAAAUACGAGCAUAUUCCUCAGUUAAAAUAUUUGCAGAUGGAUGUUCGGGAUAUGGGCUUUUUUCUUGAUGAUUCAUUUGAUAGUGUAAUUGAUAAAGGAACUCUUGACUCACUCAUGUGUGGAACUGAUGCUCCACUAAGUGCUUCUCAAAUGCUUGGGGAAGUCAGCAGGAUUCUUAAACCUGGAGGGAUUUAUAUGUUGAUUACAUAUGGUGAUCCAACGGUCAGGAUGACUCAUAUAAACAAACCAGCUUACAAUUGGAAAAUAGACUUGUACAUCAUACCUCGGCCGGGUUUUCAAAGGCCACCAGGUUCAACUUCGUCUCCUAAAUCAUACCUGUCACUCGUUCCCACUAACGAGAAAGGAUUGCUUCCUGCUGAUUAUGUUUUAGAAGAUCCGGAUUCUCAUUUCAUUUACAUCUGCACAAAAAUGGGUCAAGACCCGGAUCUCAGUGACUCACCUGCCUUCCUUUGAUUGUGACAUUUAAUUACAAAUAUCAUUUAUUAAUAAACAGUUUGUAAAAGUUAAACUAGCGGGGUUAGAUGUUUUUAAAAUACC